Molecule: messenger RNA, 3060 nt
Organism: Fusarium venenatum
Lineage: Eukaryota; Fungi; Ascomycota; Sordariomycetes; Hypocreales; Nectriaceae
Source: RefSeq, a predicted model, not a curated record
AUGCCUCCAAGACCUGUAAGACAGAGUACUCGCUACGCAAGUAGGGAGCCUGAAGAGACGACUGGUGGACCUCAAAUUUCUCUGGUCAAACCCAAGUUACCGGCUCUGAAAGGAACUCCGAGUUCUCGGAGACAGUACACGUAUGGCUCUGGUGUUGAGCCACCCCCCAGACUAGGCGCCGGCCUUCAACAAAUGACUCUGAAGAACGCCGUUAGCCAGGCUCUUAAGAAACAUCCCGGCGAGGACGAAGAAUUUGUUCGACCACCAAUACCAGAACCGGCACCCAAACCGGCACCCAAACCGGCACCCAAACCAGCAGCUACAAAGGCAGAUCGAGGUAAGACCUCGAAAGACAAUGCCGCACGACAGGCAACAACAACCGCCACCGGGCAUUUGGCCGUUGGCAGAGAUGAUGACAGCUCGCGAAGCUUUGAACUGGAAAGCGAUUAUUAUGACCAUGCAACGAUAGAACCGGCACCAUCAAAGCCGCCAGUAGCCCCCGCAAAGCAGCAAUCCGCACCCAAGACAAACCUCGGACCUGAAGAAGAGGAGUCCAGUGAUGAUGAAUUACUGCCGCCUCGAAAUGAGAAAGAGCCGCGGUCUUCAGUACGACUGAUUGAGAACUUCGAUGAAGUCGAUGCGAGACAAACCAGGUCACACUCGUCCCGUUCUCGAAGCCAAAGGAGUUCAACAAAGUCGACUGAGAACUUGGAACCUAAAAAUGAUGCACCCGUCACAGCGAGACAGAAUGAUUCGCAGUCAUCUCGUUCUCGGGACCAGCAAAAGACCUCAACACGGCCGGAUGAGAGUAAAGUCACUCAACAGGCAUCAGAACCCUCAAUAUGGGCGAAGCAGAAACCCUUCCCCGGGACUGGUACUGGACUGGAAAUAGGGACUGGAGCUACACUCAACGAUCGGAGACCCAAUGGAUCGAAGAGUCUUUUUGGUCCGGCUACAACCUCGGGUUCAGAUGCAUUGAACAGAGCUCGACAACUUCCAGAUGAUCCACAACAACGCGACUGGCAGAUUCAAAGGGAAAUAUCAGCAGCUGAGCGGGAGAACAUUCGGAUACAUGACAUGGUGCGGGAGAUGGAAGCAUCACCCUGGUAUUUUGAGUGGGUGCGAUUCAAAGGUUGGGUCAGAUUCUUCCUCUGGCCGCCCUAUUGGUUUCGACGUGGAGACCAAGAGCCUUUCGAUUUCAAUUUCGAAGAUAAUGUGGUCAACAGUGACGGUGCUCCGACGGACUGGACUCGCGUGUUCUCCCCCAUGACAUAUCUGCUGGUUUUGAGGUGUUGGUUUGACAAAACCAUGGACCGUUUCUUCAAUCUAUUUGAUCGUCUGUGCGGUAUACAAGUUGGACAAGUACAAAGAUCGUUCCCCGUGCGCUUAGUCUGGGCUCUAGCAUUGAGCUGUGUCGCUUUGUUCCUACUUACGAGCUCUGGAGCUCUGCGACAUGUCCCUGAUUUCCCAGACAUCGGCUCUCUGAAACCAACUAUGGAUUGGCCGAGCACUGAAGGAUUUGGUGUUGGUAAAAUAAUACCCUCGGUGUCAUGGCCUUCAUUACCUUCAUGGCCUUCAUGGGGCAGGGACGAGGAUGACUUUUCUUUCCCUGAUCCAUUUGCCAGGGACGACGUUGUCAUCCCAGAUGACUACAAGAAAGCAUUGGACGCGCUGAAGGAUCAAGCUAAGAUCCAAAAGAAGGCGCUCAAGAGGCUAGAAACAAUUCUUCCUCGGAUUGUGCAUAUGGAUCUCAUUAAUGGACGCCCAUCAAUCAAGCCCGAGUUUUGGCAUGCUCUCCAAGAUCACCUCAAAGAGAGCGGAAGCUUCUUGAAUCUCGACAAGAAGAGCGGCAACUUCGAAAUUUCUUCGGAAAAGCAAUGGAAAGCUAUCGUGGCACGUCUCGGAAAAGAUAACAAUUUUCAAGGCAAGCUCGAUGGCAUUGUCGGCAACAGUAUCCAAGACAAACUACCAAACUUCUGGGACACAUGGUUCAGGAACAACAAUGAUGUGCUCGAGCCGCUCGUGGAAAAGGCAAUGGCUAAGAAACAAACUGCCGGCUCCGGAGCCGCAUUCGAUCAGAAGCUUGCCAAGAUUGUUGGCGAGGAACUUCGCAAGCAAAACGAAACUGCUUUCUCUCGAGAUGAAUUCAUGGCACAUCUCAAGGGCGAUCUGACGAAGCAUAAAUCAGAAGUCGAAGCUGAGUUUAACAGGCUUAAAGAGUACAUGAACGAUCACAUCAAGGAAUCCAUUCGGACUGCCAAGAUGAUGGCUCCCAAGGCAAUGUCUGAUGGCGAGAUGAAGAAGCUCAUUCGAAAGAUCAUCUACCAAACUCUUACAGAUGGCAGCCUCGAAGCUGUAGCCAAGAGCAAGAUUCAUGCCCACUGGAACUCUAAUCUUAAAUACCAGGUCAACUUCUUUGGUGUUGGGGCUGGGGCUACCAUAGAAACGAAGUUUACCGCGCCUGUUUGGGAACCAUACAAGGACAAAGCUCAAGUAAAGAAAGCACUCGCGCUUGGCCUCACGGGGGUUCGUCCUCGUUCUGCUAUACAUGCACUUAGUCCUUGGCAAGAAGAGGGAGAACGCUGGUGUGGGUCGCAUACUGAAGACACUGACGGGAGAUCUCAUGGCGUUGGACUGUCUAUCCACAUGGGCCAUGAGGUUGUCCCUGAAAACAUUGUUAUUGAACACAUUCACCCCAACGCAACAAUGGACCCUGGUGCUCGACCACGACACAUUGAAGUCUUUGCUAGAUUCGAGGUCAAGGAUGAACAAGAGCUCGUGCGAGACUACUCAUCUAACAAAUUCCCUGACCACAUCAACGGCUGGGACUUUAAUCCUUCUCCUUUACCAGAUUCAUUCGUAAAGAUUACUCAAUUCGAAUAUCAAGGCGAUGAACUGAAUGAAGGCGUACACGUUCAUCACAUCAACGAUGAAUUCGCCAAUCUGCUCAUUCCGACGGACCAUGUCAUCAUUCGUGCUUUGAGCAACUAUGGUGCACCGGACCACACGUGUUUUUACCGGGUGAGGUUGUUUGGAAACCGGGUGGAUGAAUCGGCAUGA